Messenger RNA from Clupea harengus (Atlantic herring), 2202 nucleotides. It is a transcript of the gene dus1l, whose product is annotated as dihydrouridine synthase 1-like (S. cerevisiae). The transcript is spliced from 9 exons. Lineage: Eukaryota; Metazoa; Chordata; Actinopteri; Clupeiformes; Clupeidae. The coding region runs from base 1 to 975 and encodes 324 amino acids. The record is from RefSeq and is a predicted model, not a curated record. Gene Ontology annotation, molecular function: tRNA dihydrouridine synthase activity.
AUGACCUGGCAGUACUUCAUGGAAGCAAAGUCCUUCAACAGCUUAUUGCCCACAUCAUGCCACUUCUUGCAGUACUUGGUGAAGGCCUUCUUCUUGGACUUAUUGAUAUCCUCAUAUCUCUCUCUCUCUGACAGGGAGGCGGUGAACAUCCCAGUUUUUGCCAACGGGAACAUUCAGCACUUGAGUGAUGUAAAGCGUUGCAUGGAAGAAACGGGGGUCCAUGGAGUCAUGAGUGCAGAGGGGAAUCUGCAUAACCCAGCCUUGUUUGAGGGCCGGAGCCCCCCGGUCUGGGAAAUGGCGGAAGAGUAUCUUGAGGUGGUCCAGAAACACACCCCUUGCUCCUUGUCCUUCGUCAGGGCUCACCUCUUUAAGCUCUGGCACCACACGCUGCAGAUCCAUCAGGACUUGAGGGAGGACUUGGCCAAAGUCAAAAACCUCGAGAGCUUAGCAAACGUCAGCCUACAGCUCAAGCUACGCUGCCAGGAGGAAAUAGCUAAAGGUGUGGGAGACCCAAACGCUUCUGGAGGGCUGCCUCUUCCCCACUGGCUCUGCCAGCCGUACGUCCGACCCCUGCCAAGAGAGCCAGGGAGUGAAAACACGCAGAAGGACUCUGAGGUCAAGAGGGCAAAGAGAGCUCUGGAGGAAACAGACAGUGCUACAGAUACCCUGUCCAAAAACAAGCAGAAGAAGCAGGCCCGUAACCCCCACAAGAACUUCUGUGCCGAGCUGAAACCAAAGUACAUCAAGUGUGAGCAGUGUGGCAACCCUAAAGGAAAUAAGUGCGUCUUCAACUUGUGCCGGGGCUGUUGUAAGAAGGCAGCCUUUAAGGAGGUGGCAGACUGCCCAGGGCAUGGCCUGAAGUUCAAGACUAAGGCGCUGAAGGCUGCCGAGUUGGAGAGCAGACAGAUCAACGGGAUCCAGACGGAGCUCCCCCCUGCCCCACCCGACCAGCCGGUCGCCCAGGCGGUGGCUUAACACCCAAGGCCUACCACUGCCACCACAGUGAGACGAGUCAAUGGUGCUAUAGACGGAAAACCAUAUAAAUCCAACUGAGAUUAUUUAACUCUAUUUAAACGGGACUACAUCCACUUCAGUGCUAACUCUCCCUCAGAAAAGUGUUCUCAGCUGCUGUGUAGUGUCCACGGGCAGGCUGGAGUCUUCACCCGCUUGUGCCCGAUGGCCUCAUCCCCUCCCGCCAGAGACUGAGAAACCGGGUCAAAGGCCUCUUGAGAACCACUGUGUGGAUUUUCUGAUUUUCUGUGUUUUCUAAAGCUUUUUGCCUGAGGACCACAUGCAGCUUUUAUCGUGGACAUGGAAAAAAUGAGUUUCAUUCAGUUGUUUUCAUUGUUUUGACAUUUGUAUGCCAUAGUUGUACCAAAGCAAAACCGUGUGAAAGGUCUGGGUCUUAUCUAACAAAGGUGCAUUUUCAUCAAUUUUUAGAACAAUUGAUGGGCUGUGUAACUGCUGACUGUUAGGCUGACUGUCCCCCUAAAAGGGAGCUAUUUGCAUACAUGCCACAAGGUACUUAGGUAGAUGAGUAGGAGAUGUGCAGUCUUGAAAUAAGCAAAUAAGAAAAACAGCAUAUGCCUCAAAUCCCUAGACCUGGAGUAAAUGCACAUUCAAAAUAGCCAUUAACAUUUGUCAUUUGAAAGGAUAUGUUCAAUUUCAAAGCUUUUGGGGGUUUUGGCCCUUCAAAUCAACCUUGUCAGAAGUAUAAUUAUAUUCACAGAAACCAGUUUAGUUCAAUGUAAAGAGAACAGGGUCCGGUUCACCCUUUUGCCACAGUUGUCAUUAGUUAACCGCCAAGUGAUGAGAGUAACUGGUGAGUCCUGGCACAACAGCCCAGCACUGACCCGUUUCCUGAGGUGUGGUGUGAUCGGUGACACGCAUGAAGCAAAACAUUGCUGAACAGUGAGUGGAGGUGCCUUCAGACUUCUGUGGUACAAGAGGCCCGCUCAUGCUGCUGUUCAUUUUUUUUUCCCCCCAACAGUUAAAAGUUUCCCAAACUACAUGGACAAAUUGUGUGUGUGUGUUAUAUUUUUUUCCUGUGUUUUACGAGAAUUCUUUUGGGAGAUAUGAACUGGUGUCUAUCCUGUGGAGAUAAAAAAUCAGAUGUGGUCAUUUUCAGGGCAACAGGUCAUAAAUGUUUUGCCUGUGCGUAGAAGCUUUAUUUUAAUAAAAAUAAAAAAAAUGGAAACAAAA